Monosiga brevicollis MX1 is the source of this 1332-nucleotide messenger RNA. RefSeq lists its product as uncharacterized. NCBI's taxonomy places the organism in Eukaryota, Choanoflagellata, Craspedida, Salpingoecidae. The record is from RefSeq and is a predicted model, not a curated record. Bases 1 to 1332 code for a protein of 443 amino acids. The transcript has a single exon.
AUGGGCAAGGACACCAACCUUGUGUGCAGCGAGUGUCACUCCAGCUUCCGCACCCACUCUCAGCUUCGUCGUCACGAACGCAUCCAUUGGCCCGCUGAUGCGCACCCCUACAGCUGCUUCAUGGCCGGGUGCACCAAAUCCUGCUACCGUGCCGAUCACAUGCGCCAGCAUCUCCGCCGUUACCACAAAGUGCCCGAGGCCGAACUUCCCGCCAGCCUCGAACACUGCAAGCAAUGCGCUCGUCAGCACCAGCGCGCGCGCAAGGCGGCUUCUGCGAGCCACGAGCUCUGGUCCCCCGCCCGAGUUGCUGCUUUGCAACGCGCUGGCCACCCCAACAAUACCCUGUCCGCGCUCAAUACCCUUCGCGGCUAUGUGGCUAGCAUGGAGCACGGCGCCAAGCCCAAUUUCAACCUUGCCUCGAUUCUCAAUGCCGGCUCCUCUGCCUCGCCCUUGCCCCAAGUCCAAUUGCCGCCGCACCUCCUCCCUCAACAGUACCAACAACUACCGCAACAACAACAACAACAGCAGCAGCAACAGCAGCAGCUGCUGCAGCAACGCCGUGGCCCUUCAGAGCAGCCCCUGGCUCAGCUGCAAACGCAGCGCCCAAUGGCCUCGGUACCUUCCACACUGCUGUUACCCAACCUCAACCCUCCGUCUACACUCCCACCUACCUCAUCCAUUGAUACCGACGCCGUGGUUUCGGACGAUCUGGACGCCGUCAUCCAGGAGAUUGCCCAGCAACUCCCGGCCAACACCAGUACCGGCAUCCCCGAUGACCUGGCGGAGCUGUUCAACACAGGAUCGGGCUCGGAUGAGGGCCUUGACCCCUGGAACGCUGCUUCACGCGCCUGUUGGCUCAACAUGGCCGGCGAAUCACCCGAUCUCAGCCUCUCAGAAGGUGCAGCCUCCCAAGCGUCGUCCAAUGCGGCAACCGCAGUCUCUGGACAACAGCAAUUGCCCACCCGACCGGCCGCGAUGAAUUGCACCAUGGAGCCAAAAAAUGGUAGCAGCAUUGUUCGCUUCGACGCCAAUCCCAAUGAAGACCUUUCCAGGGCCGACGACAGCAACAGCACUGCCCAGACGCUACAGGAGCUCAUCAGUAGCCUGACUCCCAACCUUGGCUCGGCAGCGUCCGCUUCCCCCCUGCCCUUCCCCACCUCUGGCAGUCGCCCCUCUGCUUCCAACAACAGCUUGGACAGCACUUUCCUCAUCAACACUGGGCAACAACAGCAGCAGCAGUCGGGCAAGAUCAACACGCAGACCUACGAUGCCUUGAAUACUCUGAUCUCCACUCUUGCCGCUUACAAUCAACAACGCCUCACCUUGGCCUAA